Molecule: messenger RNA, 327 nt
Organism: Dibothriocephalus latus
Lineage: Eukaryota; Metazoa; Platyhelminthes; Cestoda; Diphyllobothriidea; Diphyllobothriidae
Source: the annotation of a GenBank genome assembly
AUGCCCAAGCAAUACAUAUACGCACCCUGGACAGCUCCGUUGGCAGUGCAAGAGAAGGCUGGCUGUGUUGUCGGGGUCGACUAUGCGGCACCAAUUGUUGAUCACCAGGAGAUGAGGGCCGCCAAUCUCGUCAAGAUGAAGGCCGCUUACGAUGCACGCCGGACAGCUGCUAGCAGUUCAUCCAAUACGGAUACGGCACACAAUUCAUCCAAUAGGGAGACAGAUACGCCAUACAAUUCAUCCAAUAAGAAGACUAAUGCAUCACCUAGCAUAAUCGGGUGGCUACGAGCUGCCAAACCUCAGGCCAAGAAGCGGAGGGAGUUGUAG